Molecule: messenger RNA, 766 nt
Organism: Phragmites australis (common reed)
Lineage: Eukaryota; Viridiplantae; Streptophyta; Magnoliopsida; Poales; Poaceae
Exons: 1
Coding region: 130-459 (109 amino acids)
Source: RefSeq, a predicted model, not a curated record
CCCAUCGCGUCUCCCAAGCCCAAAUCGCGAACGAAUCUUUUUUUUUUUUUUUUUGCUCAAUCCACGCCGGGGUUUGUCGUUCCAUCUGAUCGACCUCGCCGUGACCGCCGGGUCCUAUCUCAGGCAGAGAUGGGGAACUGUCUCCAAAGGUCGCGUCGCAGCGGCGGCGGCGAGCAUUGCGCCAAGAAGAGAGCCGUAGUGUGGGUGGAGGAGAAGGUGGCGGAGAACGAGGAGGCGGCGCGCAAGGGCGAGAGAGGGCCGGCGGCGACGGAGGUGAAGAUCAGGAUCACGAGGAAACAGCUGGAGGAGCUGCUGCGGCGCGUCGACCACGGGAAGCAGGGCGGCGUGCCGGUGCGGGAGGUCAUCUCGGAGCUCCUGUGCGUGGCGAGCACCAGCUCCAACUUCCGGCACAGGGGGGAGGGGCAGUGGAGGCCGUCGACGCAGAGCAUACCCGAGUGAAAUAUGGUCGAAUUCAUGCUACUUGUUGGCAUGUUCAUCGACGAUCUGGUUGUUAUGGCUAUGGGAGGAAGGAGACGAGCCUCCUAGUCGUCCAUCAUGUGUUCAUCUUGUGUUCAUACUACCAUUAUAGUAUGUGUAGGAUGUAUAUUUGGUAGGUAUGGGAUCAAGAAUGGAGCUUGAGAUAGGCUAUAUAUUUAGAGUAACUAAAAUUUGUGCUUAGUUUAGUAAGGUGUAGAAGGCUAUAUAUGGUGUAUGUGAAAUGGACAUCUGGUAGCUGGUUCCAUUGCUUCUUGCAUUUGAUUUUGGA